Molecule: messenger RNA, 2071 nt
Organism: Pecten maximus
Lineage: Eukaryota; Metazoa; Mollusca; Bivalvia; Pectinida; Pectinidae
Exons: 9
Coding region: 311-1930 (539 amino acids)
Source: RefSeq, a predicted model, not a curated record
CAAGAAUAACUUUACAACUGUUACAGUAAUUACAUCCAUAGUUUCCAUCGAAAUAUUUUCCGUGUGUUCGUAUCAUUUGUGCACGUGUCAUAACGAUACUCGCGUGUGAUACUACAUUUUACAAGCGCUCAACUGACACAGUCAUUUUGUUUUUAUUCGAUUUCAAUGUGCAAUGUAACACAUUUAUUUGUGUUUCAUUGCACACACGCGUAGAUAUAUAUUGCAAAUAAUAUUUUAUUUUGUUAUUUUAAACCAACAGGAUUUGAUCGACGAUAGCAUCCAGGAUGACGAGGCAGGGGAUGAUCAGGAAAUGGUUGAGGAUAUCUUCGGUAUUGACAUGGUCAUGGAAGACGACACCGAUUCCGAACAUGGUGAGGAGGAGGAGGAGGAGGAAAUCGACGACGACGACCCUAUCCAAACAUUUGACAGGUCAGAGGAACAUAAUCUGUCAAGAGAUAAAAAGUUCAUCGUCAGUGAGAGUAAGCUGCUACAACUGAUACAAAACCAACGAUGUCAUUGUGGUGAAUCCAUUAAUCCUGGUUCUGUAAGAAAGGGGAGAAAUGUUGCUGCAGCUGUUCACUACGAGUAUUCUUGCAUGGUUGGACAUCCACACAGAUGGGUCUCUACAGAAUUUUAUGGAGGCAAGAGUGCAAUCCAGAUCAUGUUACAGAUGGCUGUACUACUUUCAGGGCUGACAUGGUUCCCAUUUGCUCAGGCAUUUCAAUUUGCAAAUAUUGCAAUUGGCUCAGCAUCAAACUUUUUUCGAUACCAGAGAAUAUACAGAAACUGUAUUUCAAACUGUUAUCGUACAAAAAUGAGAGGAAUGCUUGACAAGUAUAGGGACAGGAGCGUAUGUGUUGCUAUUGACGUCAGAUAUGAUACGCCAGGUUUUUCUGCCAAUAAAGCAACUGCCAUAUUCAUGGAGUACAUAAGCGGGGAUAUAAUCCAUAUGGAAAUAGGGGAUUCAAGGGAAGUUGGCAGAAAUUCCAACAAACUGGAAUCUUUCAUAAUUUCCAGAGGAAUGGCCUAUCUCCAGACGAAUGGUUUGAAUGUGGUAGAGGUGGUGACCGAUGCUAGUAGAGCGAUUAUAUCUUUAUUUGAACAAUCCAAAUAUGGGAACAUCAGCCAUAGCCUCGAUGUUUGGCAUAAAGCUAAGAAAAUAUUACAGGUAUUGGGAGAGGCUGGCAGGAAAGUGAGCGGACGAGAUGUUCUUCCAUGGAUUAAGUCAAUUGUCAACCAUUUCUGGUGGUGCUCUGCGAACUGUAGGGGGAAUAAAGAAAGACUGAGAACUAUGUGGUUAUUCAUACUGAGACAUAUUACCAAUGUGCAUAGGUCAAUAAUGUAUGAAUGCCCACAUGGUCCUCUUUCUGUUCCAGAGGGCAAGAAAUGGUUGACAAUUGACUCGAAUGCCUAUAAAAUUGUUAAAUCAUUUGUAACCAACCGAAUAUGGCUCGGCAGCUUGAAGUACUAUGCAACUAAUAGGCACACAGGGAGAGUGGAGAAUUUCAAUUCGCAUACACUUCUCAGGUAUUGCCCUAAGCGGUUGAAAUUCUCCUACGAUAGCUACAUGUGUAGAAACCAGUUGGCUGUUCUUGAUCACAAUGAACACCAGAGCCGUGCACCUGCCAACCGCCAGGAUGGACAACCAUCUAUCCAAGGGCAAGUUUCCAGGCGCACAAAGCAGUGGGUUGCUUUUCAACGACUAACGCCUAAAGAAUUUCUUUACAUCGAAGAUCUGCUGGUGGAGUGCAUGAGGGCAACAUAUGGAGUCACCAAUGCAUCACUCUCAAAAACUGCCCAAGAGUUAGAUGUGUUGGCCCCCAACUUAUCAAACGCUGCCAAUCCAGGAUCACAGGAAAUAUUUCACACAAGACAACAAAGAUGUGAAGGAGCUAGUCUGGUGUCCAAUGCUGCAUUUGGUGAUGGUUGAUGUUCAACAGAUGAUGGCUGUGGCAGAUUCGGGCUCCGAUUGCGGGAGCUAGUGGCAGCAUAUGGAUGGUUUUGAAUCCUCGCUCUUGAUACUGUCUAUAAGUAUACAUAACUAUAUGUAUAUAAAAUUGUUUAAAACAUU